Messenger RNA from Musa acuminata subsp. malaccensis (wild Malaysian banana), 1252 nucleotides. RefSeq lists its product as uncharacterized. NCBI's taxonomy places the organism in Eukaryota, Viridiplantae, Streptophyta, Magnoliopsida, Zingiberales, Musaceae. The record is from RefSeq and is a predicted model, not a curated record.
AGCAGACAGCGCGCAGAGCGUCACAGAGUCUGCGGAUUUUGGGACGCGUAAUAAAGGCCCAAAGUACGAUUUCUUUUGCUCUCGUAUACGAUGGCGAAAGUUCUGUGCGGCGCCACCCGUCGAUCGCGUCUCGUCUUCUCGUCGGCCUCCGCUUCGUGGGGUCUUCUGACGAGAUGUCCCCUCUCCCCUUGCUUCGGCGACGCGAGGUCGCUCGAGACCCUUGCUUUCGAAGAGAUUCAGGCAUCGGAGAAGCCCGUCAACUCCACUGCGUUUGUCCUCCACGGCCUGCUCGGAUCCGGAAGGAAUUGGCGAUCCUUCUCCCGCGACCUUGCCGCCCAGCUUCAGAAAUCAUCUCCCUCUCAAGUUUGGAGGAUGGUGCUUGUAGAUAUGAGGAAUCAUGGUAGAUCAGCUGGACUAAAGGGACUUGAUCUACCCCAUGACAUGGUUAAUGCAGCAAAGGAUUUGGCAAAUCUGGUGAAGUCACAUGGCUGGGCCUGGCCGGAUGUAGUCAUAGGCCACUCCAUGGGUGGAAAAGUUGCCCUGGAAUUUGCAGCCAGUGUUGCUCGUGGGGAUUAUGGUGAAUUAGCUGUUCUUCCAAAGCAGCUUUGGGUCUUGGACUCUAUUCCAGGAGAAGUAAACUCUGACGAAACUAAUGGUGAGGUGGAAAAGGUUUUGCUUACUCUUCAAAGUUUGCCAUCUCCAUUGCCAUCACGCAAGUGGGUUGUUGACCAUAUGCUGAAUCUUGGAUUUUCCAAAAUGCUCUCCAAUUGGAUUGGCAGCAAUCUAAAGAAUGAAGGUGAACAUGUAGUAUGGGCUUUUGAUCUUCAGGCCUGUAUAGAGAUGUUUGACUCAUAUCGGGAAAAGAGUUAUUGGCCUCUAUUGGAACACCCACCAAAAGGAUUGGAGAUCGCUAUUGUUCAAGCAGAGAACAGUGACAGGUGGACACAGCAUGUGAUUGAGCGUCUUGAUUACCUCUCUAGAAAGCAAGAGGGACCUGAAGAGGGAAAGAUUUCAUUACAUGUCCUACCUAAGUCUGGCCAUUGGGUCCAUGUUGACAACCCAAAAGGAUUACUUGAGAUCGUGGCAUCAAACUUCUACUCAUGUACCUGAAAUUCUAUUUUUUAUUUUUUUGAAUUUAGAAAUAUCAUGAUGAUGACAGAGAAUCUUGUGUUUGACAAUGAGAAACUGAAGAACCAUGUUUAAUUGAGUUACCAUAUAUCGAUAUUUAAGAUGCAAAAAUUUUCAUCUGAAA